GUCAAACGCCCAUUCCAACUUUUUUUAUUUAUUUUUGUUUGGAUUUGAAAAUUAACCUGGCGAUAAUUUAAAAAUAAAACGAGUUUCUUUUUCUUUGUAGUUUGUAAGCAAUGAAAUAAUUAUUUAAGCCUCUAAAUAAAUUCAACCAUGUUCAAUCCAAAAAAUAAUCUGGAUUGGGAAGCUAGCAACAGGCAGAUGGUCGCCGAAGGCACCCAAGUACUGGAAAGAACUGGCGAAAGUAUAGCCAGAUCGCAUCAAAUUGCCAUCGAAACUGAAAAUAUAGGUACCGAAGUGAUAUCGGAAUUGGGAGAACAAAGAGAGGCCUUGUUAAGGACCAGAGGACGGCUGGAAGAUGCGAAUAGUCAACUGGACAGUGCCAAAUCGAUUAUUACUAAAAUGGGUCGGAAUAUUUUGUAUAAUAAGCUCAUAUUGAUUAUGAUUAUUGUUUUGGAAAUUAUUAUAUUGGCUACAUUGACAUAUCUUAACUUUUUCAAUAAAAAGUAGUGCCCUGUCUGUUGCUAACAAGAUCAAUGUUCCUACUCUUUAAUACCUUUAAGUACAGAAUAAGUCAACAAAAGGAAUAGGUACUUAUAAAUACAGUAGAACCCUAGUUAUCCAAGGUAACGUGGGGGGGUCCUUGUCUGAUAAAGGAAAACUCGGAGAAUUGGAAUUUACAUCUAGAGCUGAGAUAAUUGAGACUUGGAUAAUCUGGGUUCUACUGUAUAUCAGUUGUUAAAUCCUAAUUUUCAUGUAGCCAUUCAUUUUCAAACCCAACUGAAUUGUGAUAAUAAAAUUGUAUACAUAUUUAACUUAAGGCAUUUUAACAAUUUUUUACCCAUUUUAUUAUUUAAUCAUAGUCAUGUAUAGAGUAGAAAUCAAACGAGAAGAAGCCACACACGUUAUCGUUUGUCUCACUUCAUAUGGGACGGACCCAGAGAAAAGGAAAUCUGCUUUCUUUGUCAGCGCUAACAACAGUGGCUUCUUCUCGUUUGAUUUUUUCUCUAAUAAUGUUCAAUAUAGAACAUAAUAAUUAUAAAUGUUAUAUAUUUAUGUUAUAUAUUUACUUGAAUGAUACUUUUUCAAAUAUUUGUGUUUAUUGUUUUAUUUAGACUAGAAAUACAUCCGCUAUUAUUUUAUUUUUUGUCGACUUAUUUGAUUAUUAAAUAUUUUUAGUUAUCAUUCUUUAACAUAA
Messenger RNA from Ceutorhynchus assimilis (cabbage seed weevil), 1192 nucleotides. NCBI's taxonomy places the organism in Eukaryota, Metazoa, Arthropoda, Insecta, Coleoptera, Curculionidae. The record is from the annotation of a GenBank genome assembly.